This is a messenger RNA of Nymphaea colorata (pocket water lily), 1550 nucleotides long. RefSeq lists its product as uncharacterized. The transcript has 4 exons. Lineage: Eukaryota; Viridiplantae; Streptophyta; Magnoliopsida; Nymphaeales; Nymphaeaceae. The coding region runs from base 452 to 1411 and encodes 319 amino acids. Gene Ontology annotation, biological process: multicellular organism development. The record is from RefSeq and is a predicted model, not a curated record.
UCCCUCUCUUAAACGCAUGAGCCUCCUUGCAACCUGAGGAAUGAUGGAAACAAAGAUCACGGAGUCUGCCCAUUGUUGGCAUCGAAGAUGCCAACCAUGAACCGUCACCACCCUCUGCUCCUCUCUCCCCACUUCCAUUCUUCUCCAACACGACCCAUCAAUGGAUCUUUCCACCCUUCCCCCUCCAUCUGAGCAAGCAACUCCUCCUCCGAUCAGCAUCCUCGGCCAUGGCCGUCCUUGCUGACUCCCAACACAUGCCAAAAGACUAUCACCACCAAGAACAAGAAACACAGCCGAACCACCAUCACAAUCAACAACCAGAAGAAGAAUCAGAAUCACCACCACCAGCAGCAGCAGCAGCAGAAGAAGAAGAAGAAGAAGAAGAAGAAGAAGAAGAAGAAGAAGAAGAAGAAGAAGGAGAUUCGUUAUCUCUUCAAUAUUGCUUCUGGAGAUGACCAUGGUUCCCUCCCCGCACGCCCUUCUGCAACUCGAAGAGCCGUCUCGCCAAGUUGGUUCUGACCCUCUUCUGAAGGCGAAGGAUUAUGGUUACAGUCUCCCGCUCUUCGGCAGCGACACCAAUUGUUUAACCUCCGAUCUGACAACCGAUCAAAUGGAAACCGAGCAAGACUCUCUCUCAACCAGCAGGAACGACGAGCUCGGCCCUUGCUCCAGGCCCUUCGACCACGAGGACAAUUGGCUCCAGUUGGGGAUCGCCGGCAGGCUCGUGCCUCCCCAAGAACCCGAACUAGCAAGACCUCGCAACUUGGUGGAGCUGGAUCUGCUCCCGGCCAAGACCACCGGUUCCACAACUCCACCGUCGGCCCAUAUCCCAGGCUACCCAGUCCACUCACCACCCUUAUUCUUGCACCCCCAUGGCACCGCCGGUUUCGGAUUCCGGCAGCCGGAGUACUUCUGGAAUUUCCGGCAGAUGCCAUAUUCUUCCAGCACGUGGAAUGUGCAGUAUUCGCUCCCCGGCAACGGCGUCGCGGCCGCUAAGCCCGGUCCAAGCUCGAGCCUCAUGAAGAUAGUGAACGCGCCUCCGCGGCCGAACUCGGGCCUGUGGUUCGUUCUCCAGGCUGAGCAGAACCAAAUAAAGGAGUUGGCAUUGCCUCAAGUACAGAAGAGCUACCUCAGAAUUAAAGAUCGCAAAAUGACCAUCCUCUUGAUCAUGAAGUACUUGGCUAACAAGCUUCAUUUGGGGAGCGAAUCAGAGGUGGAGAUCAGAUGCCGAGGGCAGAGAGUUCUGCCCUCGCAGACGGUGCAGCAUGUUCGAGAUGCGAUAUGGAUCAAGGAGCAAGGGCUGAUUAAGGAGUCACCAUUGUCAUCACUUCCCUUUUCCCGUUCCCCCACCACAGACCACCUCAUGAUACUUCAUUACUCAAGAAGCUCACCGUCCGCCUACCACACAUAAAUUAUAACUCUGCUCCUCUCAGAAGAAGUAGAAGGAAUUUCAAGCUGUAAAUUAUGCUUAAAUACUCAUCAGUCUCUCCCGUUUUCUUGCCGUCAGGUUUUGUAUUCUUUGUUAUUUUUAAAUUUCUUUUCCUAAUCAA